GCAUGCUGCAGUCGAAGCCUCCCAAGUAAGAAUAUUUUAAUUCAGUGUAUUUGUAGACUACGGCCCCGGCAAUCAUGGGUGUCUUUAUAUUUUUACUGUUGCUAUUAAUGGCCGCUACUCUUAUUUAUUUAAUUAAAAAACUGUAUGAUUUUUAUCGCAUUCGUUUCCAUCUUGCCGCCAUUCCGUCUCCUGAAGGGGUUGUAUUUUUUGGAAACCUAUUUUCGCUUAUAUCAAAGAAACCUGAGGAAAUUUUCGAUAUGUUGAGAGACUUGGCCCAAGAGUAUUGGCCUAUAUACAGAAUCAGAACGUUUUAUCUGACAACUGUCAGUCUACUGAUUCCUGAAGACAUUGAGACGGUAUUAUGCGGAAUGAAGCACUUAAAGAAAAGCAAGCUCUAUGAUUUUUUAAACAGCUGGUUAGGGGAAGGUUUAUUGACGAGUUCUGGAAAAAAAUGGCAAACAAGAAGAAAAAUCUUAACACCGGCGUUUCAUUUCAAUAUAUUGCAACAAUUUUUAAAUAUUUUCAACGAAGAAACAAACAAAAUGGUGCAACAAUUUGAAAAUGUAGGAAACAACGGUUUUAUAGAUGUUACACCGUUUAUAACACAGAUGACGCUGCAAUCUAUAGGAGAAACUGCAAUGGGUUUGAAAAAUAUCGACGAAGCCACGCAAAAAGCAUAUAGACAAAGCAUAUACCGAAUAGCACAACUUCUUUUAUUAAAGUUAUUAAAACCAUGGAUAAGAUUACCAUUUGUCUACCCUUUUUCUACUGUCGGACGAGAAGAAAAGAAAGAGGUUGAAAAGUUGCAUAGAUUCUCGAACAGUGUUAUUGCUGAAAGAGAAAAACGUUUCUUGGAAGAAAAGGAACACAAAUCGGAGUCGUACAGUGGUAGGAAAAGGAUGGCUAUGUUGGAUUUGUUACUCUCCGCCAAACACGAAGAUGGUAAUAUUGAUAAUGAGGGUAUAAGAGAGGAAGUCGAUACUUUUAUGUUUGAGGGUCACGAUACAACAGCCAUGGCGAUUUCCUAUCUGUUUUUGUGCUUGGGUUACCAUCAAAAUAUACAGAAAAAAGUAUCCGAAGAAAUUGAUGAAAUAGUGGGACUCACAUCGUCGAAAGCACCGACCUACCACGACCUCCAAGAGCUAAAAUACACGGAAAGGGUGAUAAAGGAGACCCUUCGGCUUUUUCCUAGCGUUCCGUUUAUCUCGAGGAUUGCCAGCGAAGAUUUUACCACUCAUUCGGGGUAUUUUAUUCCGAAGGGCACCAUAUUGCAUAUGCAUAUAUUCGAUUUGCACAGGCACCCAAGCAUCUACGAGAAUCCUGAAGAGUUCGACCCGGACAGAUUUUUACCUGGUAAUUCGAAAAAUCGUCACCCUUUCGCGUAUAUUCCUUUUAGUGCAGGGCCAAGAAAUUGCAUAGGUCAAAGAUUUGCCAUGUUGGAAUUAAAAUCAGUAUUAUGCGGAGUUUUAAGGAAAUUUCGUUUGGAAUCACUGGAUGAUCCAAGGACUAUAAAAUUCUUGCCUGAUCUAGUCUUGAGAACCGAGUCUGAAAUUAAAAUUAAGUUUGUACCAAAAUAGUAAAUAUAGUUAAUAA
This is a messenger RNA of Brassicogethes aeneus, 1593 nucleotides long. The record is from the annotation of a GenBank genome assembly. Lineage: Eukaryota; Metazoa; Arthropoda; Insecta; Coleoptera; Nitidulidae.